GUUGUGUUGUGCACGUGUGCAUUCCUGCCUCUGGUAGCGUGAACAUCUCAUCACACGUGAGCAGUACAAACUGGAGCAGAGGGACAAGACAUCCAGGCCGAGGAAAAAAAGAAGAUGAAGAAAGGGGGAGGAAAUAGGACGAGGUUAAGCCAGUGAUUGUACCGGAGUGGCUCUGAGCGCUUGGCUGAUGACGUGAAGCGCUGCGCGCACAUCUGGAACAGCUUGCGCGGCUGCACCUGAAGAGAAGGCGCUCCUCCGCAAAACCCUCCUGCCAGCACUUUCUCCAUCUCCCUCGCGCUCUCUUUUUGCCUUUUCUUUUUUUUUUUUUUCUUUCCUCCUCUCGCUGUCUCCAAAUCUUUUCUGUCUGUGGUCCGCCGGAGCGGCGGAACGGUUUCCCGCUGAGCAUCAGCGAAGAGGAGCGAGUGAACCGAAGCAAAAGACGAGAGAGGAGAGAAGAGCAAAGGAGGACAGCGGUGAUGAUCAGGCACGAGGCAGGAGCCAGAAGUUGUCGAGCGCAGUAAGUGAAGAAAACGGGGGGAGCAGGAAGGACAUUUCCAAAAAGCCAGAGAGAGAGAGAGAGAGAGAGAUGGAGCGGGAGAGAGUGGGACAGACGGGGAGAGAGAGCGAGCCACAGAGGGGAUUAAACAGCCGGAAUGCGCUGACAUCCGAGACCUGAGUUUCUGUUUGUGUUUUUACACGGCACGUCCUGUCACUCCACAGGUUUAUCCACACACACACACACACACACACACACACACACACACACACACACACACACACACAGACACACCAAUUCACCAGCGCACACACACACACACACACCUUCACAUCCAGACGCGCACUCACGCACCGUUUGCUUUGGAGGACGCUCCCGAGAGGCCACGCGGGGAGAAGAGAACACCUUCCAAGGAUCUGUUAACCCUAACACCCCCACCUCCCUCCCUCCUCUUCCACCCCUCACCCUCUGAGCUCGCCUUCCCAAAAGUGCCCUCCCUCUGGCCCUCGCAGCCUACCUGCACCAGUCACAACUCGCUGCAGCUGGGGGGGAGUCACACUCACUUGGGAGCCCGAGAAGCCCUGGAUUGCCCACGGGACGCCGCCGCAGUCACCGCCUGAGGGGCUCCACUGAUCCGUCGACCCCCCCCCCCCCCGAAGGAUGUCCAAGGCCUCCAGGCUGACCCGGCCGCCGUCGAUCGGGGCCCGAUCCAAGCUGGCCCCCUCCAGGAAGGAAUGCCCCGGAGCAACGGGUCGAGCCCGGGUGCUGAGCGUCGGGGAGAAGCUGAUGAGGGCUGGAAGCGACGGCAUCCUGAGCAGACAGAGGUCCUUCAAGGCCGCCGCGCCGCAGGACAAAGCACAGAGCGAGAACCAGCCCGAGACCCCGGCCCCCGGCCAGGGUCCAGGUGAGAAGGGCCAGGACGCGGAGAUGCUCCCUCCCAAGAGCAGGAUCAGCCCACCCAAAGUCGCCAGUCAGCCGCAAGGCUCCGUGCACAAGCAAACCAAAAGCAACCUGAAGGUGACGUCCCCGGAGGACGCGCAGCACGUCGGCCGCAGGCAGGCGUCCCCGAAUGGGACUCCGAAGGGGGACGCCAAAGGCAGCCGCACCGUCCCCCGUAGGCACACGUUGGGGGGAGCCCGCGGCGCCCGGGAGAUCCUGGCCAUGCAGCCGCCGGACAUGGACAAGAAGAGGGAGGCCUUCCUGGAGCACCUGAAGCAGAAGUACCCCCAUCACGCCUCGGCGAUCAUGGGCCACCAGGAGCGGCUGCGAGAGCAGUCUGUGCAGGGCAUGCUCUCCUCCCUUCGCUCAGAGCUUGACAUUCAGAGGUACUUGAUGAAAAUCCAGUUGCCUCACAGAAGCAGAAGCCCAAAGCACGGCCCACAUUCCAGCAUCGGCGACCAGGUUGACCACCUGUCCCUGGCCUCCCUGGAUUCGCUGGACGCCAUGUCCGAGGCCGACUCACCCACAGCCUUCACCCGCGGCAGCCGGAUCCGUGCCAGCCUGCCCGUGGUGCGAUCGACCAACCAGACCAAGGACCGCUCGCUGGGUGUGCUGUACCUGCUGUACGGGGACGAGACCAAACAGAUCCGCAUGCCGAACGAGAUCACCAGCAUGGACACGAUCAGGGCCCUGUUCGUUAGUGCCUUCCCGCAGCAGCUCACCAUGAAGAUGCUGGAGUCGCCCAGCGUCGCCGUCUACGUCAAAGACGACAUGAGGAACAUUUACUACGAGCUGGCGGAUGUCAGGAACAUAGCGGAUCACUCCUGCCUGAAGGUCUACCACAAAGACCCGGCGCAGGCCUUCAGCCACGGGCCGAGACCCGCCAAUGGCGAUGCCAGGAUGCACAGCGAAACGAUGCAUGCCGUCCGGGACGGCCCGCCCCCUCUGCGGCAGCCCCCCGUGGGUCCCCCGUCACACCACCCCAUGCAGGGAGCCCUUCCACCAUCUCCCCACUCCAUGCCCCCGUCCCCCUCCAGAAUCCCAUUCGGCCCGCGGCAGGGCUCUAUACCUGGCAACGGCACUAUCCCAAGGGACCGGCUGUCCAGCGCCAACGCUCCGGCCCGCUCCAGCUCACCGUGUCCCAGCGCCAUCCUGGAGAGACGGGAUGUCAAGCCGGAUGAGGACAGGGGCGGCAAAAGCCAGAGUCUACCGAGGGGAAACGAGAGCUUGUACGCAGACCCGUACUUGCUCCAAGAUGGAAGGAUGAACAUGGCUGCCGCCCACGGACCACAACCCAACCCUGGGAUUGAUGGCACAGAUCACGCCAUGGGGGGAUUUCACCGCGCCUCCAUCCGCUCCACAAGCUCUUACGGCGGGCCGAGCCCAACGGACACUAUGGAUCACCCCUCUCUGUACCGCCAGAAGUCCAGGAACAGCCAGCUGCCUACUUUGGGCUCAAAGACUCCUCCCCCAUCCCCUCACCGGAUGGCUGAGGUACGGAUGAUUGAUAUCCACGGCGGGCCUCCUCAUGGCGGGCCUCCUUAUGGCGGACCUCUUCACGGUAUGCCUCCUCAUGGCGUGCCUCCUCACGGUAUGCCCCCUCAUGGCGUGCCUCCUCACGGUAUGCCCCCUCAUGGCGUGCCUCCUCACGGUAUGCCUCCUCACGUCUUGCCCCCUCACGGCGGGCCCCCUCACGGCGGGCCCCCUCACGGCUUGCCACCUCACGCUGCACCGCCUCACGGCGUUCCCAUGGAGAGAAGCUCACCCGUGCGGCAGUCAUUCCGGAAGGAGGAAGUGGCGGGCACCAAGCCCCGGAACAACAUGGGAUCACCUGUAGUUCCGGACCUCCAGGGGCCCAUUGCUGUUGCCAGUGAGCAUCAGACCCGAGUGCGAAUGAAGGCUAUGGAGCAACAGAUUGCCAGCUUGACUGGUCUUGUUCAGCAUGCACUUUUAAAGGAGCCAAACACUAGUGGCACCAAGGAGCUACUAAGUGAGAGACCACCGAAGACGUCAUCUCCAGCUCACAGUGCACACAGCUCAGGUGGCUCCCCAGUCUUGGCUGCCAAGAGCAGCACAGCUCCACCGGCCACGGGUCCAGUUCCUCUCAAAGUCAACCUCCUGCAGUUCAGGAGGAAUGUUUCUGACCUCAGGGUGCAACUGCAUCAGAUGAGACAGCAGCAGGUCCAGAACCAAGAGGCACUACGAGUCCAGCUCAAGCGGGCGGAGCAGGAAAUCAGUGUCAAGCUCAUGGAGGCCAUGCGAGGCCUGGAGGACCCUGUGCAGAGGCAGAGAGCGUUGGUGGAAGAGGACCGGCACAAGUACUUGGUUCUGGAGGAGCGUGUCCUCACGCAGCUCGGUGAGCUGGAGCAGUAUGUCGGCUCCCUGCAGAAAGACUUGGCAGCGACACAAAGAGCAGUGACUCUGAAGGACGUGGAGGAGGGAGCGGUGACGCUGAGAAAGGUGGGAGAAUCGCUGGCAGGGCUCAAAGGAGAGUUCCCGGCUCUACAAACAAAAAUGCGGUCCGUGCUCAGGGUGGAAGUGGAAGCAGUCAAGUUUUUAAAAGAGGAGCCUCAUAAACUGGACAGCAUGCUGAAAAGGGUCAAGAGCCUGACUGACACACUCAACGGUCUGAGAAGAUGUGCUCCUGAGGGCCCUCAGAAAGGACCAGUGGACAACAGCUCUCCAGCCGCAGCAGAAGCUCCCACACCGCCGGCCCGGCCCAGCUCCUCACCCGGCCCGCUGGAGCCCCAGAGCUCCACCAUCAAAUCAGAGGUGAUGCCUUCCUCCCCGGUGGUCAUCCACCACGUGCAGAGUUCCCCGGUCCACAUACGGCAGUCCCAGCAGUCUGCGGCCCUGACGGCUCAGCCCAGUCCACCGCUCACCCCCAGCCCCACCCCGAGCAAGAGUCAAGACCUGGCCAGGGGAGGGGGAGCCUCGGAUCCACCGAGCCCGGCCCAUCAUAAGAAGACACAAGGCAACCCGGUGAAUAACGGCAAUGGCCCCGCCCCCCAGGGUCUCGUUAUAGAAGAGCUGCAGACCAGCCGGGAGAAGAGCAAAGACAGAGCCAUGUCCAUAAAGGCAGCAGAAAUGGAGUGGGAAGAGAGGAGGCAGAACAUGGGUCACUAUGAUGGAAAGGAGUUUGAGAAGAUCCUGCAGGAAGCCCAGGCCAACAUGAUGAAGGGCAUUCCCAGUCUAGAGGUUGAAGAGAAUCCAACCCUGAUCCCUGACGCCACUACGGAACGAGCAGACACACACAGCCUUGUGGAGUCACUGACAGAGCCCCAGUCUGAGCCUCACUCCGACAAGCCGGGCCAGAAGGGGCCUGAGAAACUCCCAAAGCCCGUGAUGGAGAAACCAGCUAAACCUUCCAAGACCGUCGCCACAAAGCCGACUGAGAGCUUCGCUAAGCAGGGGUCUGAAAAGUCCGGCAAGUCCCCACCGCCACCACCUCCUCCCAGGAAGACUUUCUCCAGCUCCAGCUCCGGCAUGACCACGACGCGCUCCGGCGAAGUGGUCUUUACUAGCAGGAGAGAGUCCGUCUCGGCUCAGGAGUGUGAAGAGGACACUCCACCGCCGAGUCCCCAACCAAAGCCCAACACGGUUCGUCCAGAGACCAAGCCCAAGCCAGCCACCCCUCCCCCGGUCACUCCUCUCGCUACCAGGGAAGAGGAGGACGAAGGCGACAAGAUCAUGGCAGAGCUCCAGGUUUUCCAGAAGUGCACGGUUAAGGACGUAGGGGUGAAAAAUUUGGUAGAACCAACCUCUCGAAUUGAACCGCAAAUCAGAGAACUAAGACCGGGGGCCUUAUUGCCCCUCAAAGAGAAAAAGCAGAGCUCUGAGCCCACUCGAGAUGAUAAAGAUCCAGACAUAGAUGAAAAUGGGAAUACCACUGUCCGACAGAGCCAAGGGGUCAUAUACUAUGUGACCGGUCAGAUUCCCAAAGAGCAUCCGCCCCCGUCAGGAACAGAGGAAACCCCCGAACACCGGGAGCCCACACAGCCUCCAUCACAGGUGUCAAAUGUCAAUGUUAACGACAAUUCUCCAAGCCAGCAGCAGCAGCAGCAGCAGCAGCCGCCACAGUCUCCACCACCCAAAUCACCACCACCUGUCACACCUCCACCUAUAUCACCCAAGCCCGUGGGACUGAAAGGGUUCAAACUUCCAAGGACGCAAGUCAAGCGCGCUGAGUCCUUGAAGACCAGUGCAGAAAUGGAGAAGGGAAAGAACCUCAAUAAAAUGAAUACUGAAAGGAAAAGUAAAGCUAUCCAGCAACGUGUUGAUUAUAGUAAAAUGAUAAUACCCGAGGCUGCGGCUACCACAACGACCGCCGCCGUACGAGAGGCGCCAAAAAGUUCUGUUGCUCCACCAAAAAAGCCUCCAGGCGAGGGCAGCGAUCUACCAACAUCCGAAUCUAACCUUGAGGAGUAUCAUGACGGGGCGAGUCUCAGUCCGGACUUGCCUGGAGAAGAGCCGCCCCCGCCCCCCGACAACAUAGCCUUUAUGAUCACCAACACCAAAGUUCAGGCCCUUUCCCGUGGCGAGUACCAGGAACUGGUCGACGCCAAAAAGGGAAACGACUUCCAGACUUUUACUUUAGGCAAUGCCCCUUACCGGGGCAGCCCGACCGCAGAACCCACCGCGCCGCAGGAUAACGGCUUCAACAAGAAGCCCGUCAUCAUCAUCUUUGACGAGCCCAUGGACAUCCGGUCCGCGUACAAGCGCCUGUCCACCGUCUUUGAAUGCGAAGAGGAAAUGGACAGGAUGCUGGCGGCGGAGUGCAUCGAGGAGGAGAGCGAGGAGUCGGACACCGAGAGGGGCGGCGGGCAGGUUAAAGCGGCGGUGGUCGCCGUCACUCCUCCGAAGGUCGCCGCCGACCACACCAGCUUGUCAUCCUCGUCUUCGUCGUCGAUCCCCGAGCUCACCGAGGGCGGGAUGAAUUUGGAGUCAAACGGCGACGGCAAGCAGGAUGUCAAGAAGAAGUUCAAAUUUAAGUUCCCCAAGAAGCAACUGGCGGCCCUGAGCCAGGCAAUUCGCUCGGGCACCAAGUCCGGAAAGAAGACUUUGCAGGUGGUCGUGUACGAAGAUGAGGAGGAAUCCGACGGUACCAUCAAACAGCACAAAGAAGCGAAGAGAUUUGAGAUCACGCGCUCAAAGUCCGUAUCGGACGCACACAAGGCGACGGGCUCAGCCGCGCCGAAGAGGCAGAAGUCCGACUCCCUCCACAGGACGGACGAGAUCCGGAAGAACACCUACAAGACACUGGACAGCCUGGAGCAGACCAUCAAGCAGCUGGAGACCACCAUUAGUGAGAUGGGGCCGCAGUCCCCCGGGGAGCCGGUCGGCACGGAGGAAGCGGAGUGCGGGAAAAGCUCGGAAGGAGUGGGGCUGAAGAGGUCUUCCUCUCUCCCCACCUCCAGAGGGCCAGGCGCUAAGGUACCCAGCAAAAAUCCACUGCUGAAGAAGAUUAAACCUCAACUCCUUCCUCGCCCUGUAGUCUUCCCUACUACCACCAGCACCACCAUCACCACCACCACUGUCCCCAGUGCCCCCACCACCAACACCAGUGUCGCUUCCCCUACUAGUCGGAUGCCCGUCCCUUUGUCUGCGAAGUCCAGGCAGUCGCCGGGUGCCUCUGACAAAGCAGGAAAACAACAAAAACUGCAGGACGCUCAGAGGCAGUUUCGACAGGCUAACGGAAGUGCUAAAAGAGUGGGAGGGGAUCAUAAAACUACUUCCCCUACUACCCCCACCUCUAAAAUCCGCUUUUACCCUAGCUCUACUAAAGGCAGCUCCCAGUCUGUGCAAAACUCCGGCACUAAUCCCAUUAACCCUUCCUCCUCCUCCUCCUCCUCCUCCUCCUCCUCUGCAAUAAAGUCCAACACCCUGUCCUCCCCCGCUUCUCGUUCCGGUUCCCAACCCUCUUCCCACAUCCCCUCCCUGUCUAACGGAUCUCUCAAACUCCCCUCACCCUCACAGCACACCGGUAAAGCUCUCUCGUUCUCCUCGCAGACUCAGAAUGGUCGAGUGCACUCCUCCUCUUCAUUCUCCUCCUCUUCCUCAUCCUCCUCCACCUCCUCCUCCUCCUCCCCCUCCCCUCUGUCGCCCACUCCUGUGGGCCCAGGCGGAAAGAGCAUCCGCACCAUACACACCCCCAGCUUCACCAGCUACAGGUCCCACAACGGCAGCAGCGGCAAAUCCUGCAUCCCGACAGCCACGGCAGCAAAGGACGCCGCUUAGCCCCGUUAUGGCCCCUGUGGCUUUACCGCAUCGCAGGUACAGCCGGUCGAGUUUCGUUUUUGGCUUUGGUUUGCUGUUUUAUUCUGUUCCUGUAAAAGUAUUAAGUAACGCACUCCCCCACUUAAUGUUUUAUUGUACACUGGCCUUCUCACACCGAUGCUUCUAUAUCUUUUAAGUUGCAAUUUACAUUUUUUUCUUGGAGGUGUGGCACAUGUUCUGUCAAUUUUUUUUAUAAAGGAAGUAGAAAAAAAAAGAAGAAAAGUUUAGUUUUACCACAUUGUAGAUGUGAAAGACUCGUGGUGUUGAAAAUCUAUUUUUUUUGCUGUAGUUAGGGGAAUAUAGAAUUUAUGUACAAUCGCAAAGUACCAUAUCAAAUACUGUGUUUUAUUUUUCAAACCAGAGAUUGAAUAACUAUAGCAUAUUUAAUCUUCUAUAUUUCUUAUGUUGUCAGACAUUCAACACAGCCCUUGUAAAUGCCUUUUAUGAGUAUAUACAUAAUGUAUACAAAUGUUUGUCAAACUCAUUAUUAACCACUGUUUUCCAAGAAAAUUUUCUCAAUUUUCAACCAUACAAACUGCCAAUUUCUUUUACAGAUAUGCAAAACUGGUAUCAUAAGUAAUACAAGUUUUCAUUUUAGUGUGCCUAUUUGCCAAAGUUGUUGUACAAUGAUUCACUUCAGGCCUAAUCCUGUCACAAGAUUAAGAGUAAGUUACAUGCACUCUCUCGGCCUGGCGGCUGAAGUGUUGACCUCAGUGUUUGUGCUGGUGGUCCUGGGUUGUUAGGUUAACAAUGUAUUGUUGUCUAAAUGUAAACUGUACUAAAACAAAGUGAAUCAGUUCUACCACAUGUACAUAGAUGCUUCUACUAAGAAAAUAAGUAGUUUUGUUAACAUACCAAAGUCUGUUUGUAUGCAUGCCUUUCAAAUACUUUAGGAGAGUGAUGUAAAAAAAAAAAAAAAAAGAAUUAUGUUUGCACAAGUAGAUUUUGUAAAUAUCUGGUUUUUCUCUCGUUUUUGUAAAGCUUUAAAUCAGACUAUUACGGAGCAAUGUGGUGAAGACAAAAACUGUGUUGGAGUAGCAAAAAUAAAGAUGUGCAUGCUUGUAAUGCA
Messenger RNA from Gasterosteus aculeatus aculeatus (three-spined stickleback), 8780 nucleotides. Its product is annotated as KIAA1217 ortholog. NCBI's taxonomy places the organism in Eukaryota, Metazoa, Chordata, Actinopteri, Perciformes, Gasterosteidae. Gene Ontology annotation, cellular component: cytoplasm. The record is from RefSeq and is a predicted model, not a curated record.